GCUGCUGAUGUCACAGCGCCAACCGAGGUGCCAGCCAGCAGCCGAGAGCAGCAACCGGAAUGAUGGCGACAACAGAACGAAUUCAAACGGAGUCCGUUUAACAACGACGGUAACUGACAAAUCAAACUCUAAAAUGGAAGUCUUCCCUGAUCAAGAACAGCUUCUGUCAUUCCUAAAAAAGCUCAAGGAGGUAUUCGACGUGUGUGAUGAAGAUGCUGAUGGUUUCAUUCGGGUGGAACAUUUCGUGGAUCUGGGGCUACAGUUCGGGCAAGGAGACAGGGAUGAGGUGAAGAAGUUGACUAAGUACCUGGAUCCCAAUGCUCACGGCAGGAUCAACUUCAAAGAUUUCUGCUAUGGAGUGUUUGCCAUCAAAGGGUGUGAGGAGAUUCUCAAGACAGCUCUCGGCCCUCGUAGUGUUACUAUUCAGACGGACAAUGGAUACAUCUACCAGAACGGUGAAGCCAGACUAGGCCCUCCCAUCAUCAUGCGUACCCGCCCCUACCCAGAUUGCAGUGCAGAGCAGGGGGAGUGUUGUGACAUGGACAGCACCAAUGAGAGUGGGGGGCGAGGCAAUGAGAAGGAGGGAUUUGGAGGACUUUUCCUACCUGGCAACAAUUCUGGCCAGCUGAUCGGCUCUGCCUCCGUCAUCUUGGGGGAGGAGCAGUUUGAGGACUAUGGAGAGGGGGAGGAUGUGGACUACACUCCCAGCAGCCCCUGCCCCGAUGAUGAAACACGCACGAACGGCUUCUCAGACCUCGGUUCUUCUCUGCCAUCAAGUGCCGGUCAGACCCCACAGAAGAUGCGUCACCUCUAUAACAGUGAACUGUUGGACGUCUACUGCUCCCAGUGCUGCAAGAAGGUCAACCUGCUCAAUGACCUGGAGGCCAGACUCAAGAACCUCAAAGCCAACAGCCCGAACAGAAAGAUUUCCAGCACUGCGUUCGGACGCCAGUUGUUCCAGCACAACCAUAGUGCAUUUAGCAGCAGUCAGGGGAGCACGGAGGACCUGUUCAGAGACUCCAUCGAUUCCUGUGAUGUGGACAUUACAGAGAAGGUGAGUUACCUGGAGAAGAAGGUGACAGAGCUGGAGAACGACAGUCUGGCCAACGGAGACCUCAAGUCGAAGCUCAAACAGGAGAACACCCAGCUGGUGCACAGGGUUCAUGAGUUGGAGGAGCAGCUGAAGGACCAGGAGACCCGAGCGGAGCAGAAUCUAGAAGAGGAGCUCCGCAGACACAGGGAGACCUACAGCAAGAUGGAGAGGGACAAGAACACGGACAUAGAACUACUGAGCAACAGAGUUCAGCAGCUGGAGGAGGAGAAUGGAGAGAUGAAGAUCAACGUGUGCAGACUGAAGUCCCAGACUGAGAAACUAGACCAGGAGAAGCAGCGGAUGACAGAUAAACUGGAGGACACCAGUUUGAGACUGAAGGAUGAGAUGGACCUAUACAGGAAGAUGAUGGACAAGCUUUGGCAGAACCGACAUGAGUUUCAGAAGGAGAGAGAGGCCAUGCAGGAGCUGAUCGAGGACCUGCGUCGGGAGCUGGAGCACCUGCAGCUGUUCAAACUGGGUUCGGAGAAGGGCCUGGGCUCGGGAGCGGGGCUGUCAGAAUACAACGCCAAGACCCGAGAGAUAGAAAUGGAGCACGAGGUCAAGAGACUCAAACACGAGAACUUUAAACUGCGGGACCAGAACGACGACUUGAACAAUCAGAUCCUCACCCUGAGUCUGUAUGAAGCUAAGAACCUGUUCGCCUGCCACACCAAGGCCCAGUCUCUGGCUGCGGAGAUAGACAACGCCUCCAGAGAUGAGCUGGUGGACGCCCUGAAGGAGCAGGAGGGUGUUAACUUCCGUCUCAGACAGUACAUGGAUAAGAUCAUCCUCGCCAUCCUGGACCACAACCCCUCCAUCCUCGAGAUCAAGAGUAGCAAUUAAACGCACACACACACACACACACAUCGAUGCAAAGAAACGCAGGCACACGCACGCAAACACACGUCCAUGCCAAGUAAUGGUACAGGAAAAAAAUAUUCUAAAAAAACAGCCAGUCAAAAGGCCACCAUCGCCUCUGUCUUUCAAUCAAAAACAAAACAAGAAAAAUAAACUGUCAUAAUGACAGACAAUACCCAGAGAAUAGUAGUAUUAUGAUGGUUGCUUUAUGAUAAUAAAUAGUAGUAUUAUGAUGGUUGCUUUAUGAUAAUAAAUAGUAGUAUCGUUUCAUUCAGUUCUAUAGACUUACUACCUCGCUAGCUCCAGUAUUUCAGUCCGUUACCUUACAAUCAUUUAGACCUGAUGACAAAUGUGACUUCAUGCAAAAACAGUCUCAUAUCUAAUUGGCAGAGCUGUCAGUCACAGAGGGGAUUCAAAUGGAAGCUAUGGAAAGGCCACACACAGGCUCACUGAUUGGUUAAUUCACAGGCUUCAGAUGUCUAAGCCCAGCAUGUGAGAACGUUGGCUCAGCUGGGAGGAUUCUGUGCUUGAGGUUUCAAGAUACAGUGUUCAGACAAAAGGCAUUCAAAUACACGCAUCACUCCUCACAUCACUUUCCAUCAAGGGACCAGUUUCCAAGUUGGCAGCGAUUGGGCACAGAAAGUCUGCCACUGAAAGUGAAAAAUUCAAUGAAUUCUAGUGAAUAUCUAUGAACUAGUCACAUUUCCGAUGGUUGUCCUUUAGAGUCCAGCUUCUGUGUCGCUCCCCUGAAUUUGUUUAAUUUCACCUAUAAUUUUAACUUUCCAUACCUUGUUUUGUCGCGUGAACGCGGAGACAGUUAAGGACAGAGUGUGUGUUUCAACGGUCCCAUGUAGCUUCCUCACCUUGUCUUCUCUCCAGACUGAUGAAGAUGAAGGAAGGGAGAUAAACAAAAAGACAAAGGAGACGAGGAGAGGAAGCCACCUCAGCACCCCGGGAUUAGCCUCCCUUCUGAUUCCAUCGUCUCAGUUAUUCUCUAGGUGGGGACGCAGGGUUAUAACAUCCUAUGAGGUGUCGUGACCUCUUAAAUGCAGUUAAGGUGUUUUACAGGGGUUGUAGCAUCGGGUAAGGCUUAAUGAUGUGUAGUGAGCAAGGUGUUAUUUUACGAUUGUGCUUGCGUCCCAAAUGUCAGCAUAUUCCCUUUGUAGAGCAUCUGGCUAUGGUUAAAAUAGUGCACUAAAUAGGGAAUAGGGUAGGAACUACUAGGUGUCUAACCACCUUGUUGUGCGAUGUUCUAUUGUAUAAUCAUCUUGCAUGAAGUCAUGUGUUGAUGUUAAUGUAGAAUCACAAAUGGAUACAAGGAUUGGGGUCAACUUGAAUUUAAGUCCGUCAAUUCAGCAAAUCAUGUCAAAAUGAAAUGUUCACAUGGGAAAUUGUCACAGCAGACUAAGGUCAAUGAUUAGAUUUGAGUUUUAGUUAACUUCCUAAUUGGCCUCGUCAUUAGCAGAUUAUCCUGUGACCAAAUAUUUGAAUUACCAGAUUGAUAACUUUGAGAAAACGGAAUGCAAACUUGAAAGGAUUCUGGAUGGUUCUACCGGUUAUGAAUUGACUGACUUCAAUAAAGAUGUGCCCUAACCAUGAUGAGCAUAGUAGUGAAACUCACUGUAAUAGGUCUUCAUGUAAUUCAAAGGUCAUAUUCAGUUGGUAUGAAAAGUUUUGACGUUAAAUGGAAAAGAGGUCAUGAACUUGUCCUAUAAGAAGAAAGGUUUUCCUAUUUGCAUUGCAAAGAGUUUUGCUACGGUGUGCCGUACUGAACACAUCCCAUCUCAGUUCAAUUGUGGUAUUUAUGUAGAGAAGUGUUAGGAGGAUGUGUAUAAAGGUAAAUGUUUAUUUUUACAUACGGAUCUAUAUACUUAUAAAUGUUUUGAACUUUAAAGUGCAUAAUCUCUUUUGAUCAGAUGGGAACCACGUUAAGGAGAUAUCUGAGCAUUGAGAGGAAUAAAAACAUGGUAGUCAGAAUUGGUUAAUUACCAUGAUGAUAACACUGGAUAUGGGAUGUAUGUAGGGCAAUGGUGGGGUCAUAUAAAGUGCAUAUAGAUUGUAUAGGUUUUUCAGAAUUAUACCUAUAGAUUGAGAAAGUUUUUUUCUCUGUACGUGUACUUUGUCCCCCAUUUAUACACACACACACACACAAACAUCACUGUACUGUAGAUGGAUAGUUGAUAGCCACGACUUCAGGUGCAUUAAUUUUGCCUCAUAAUUAUCUAAUUGUGUUGCUAAAAAUAAACUGUAAAGGCAGUCAGUGUAUUGUCACACUCAAGGCUAGUUUUGCUUGAUUGCACAAAUUGUAUCAAUUAACUGUUAUUGUAGGUUUUUUCUUUGCCUGUUCUCAUGUCUUAUUUAGUAUCUUUCUUGUCUUUGUGCCUUUGUCUGUGAGCAAGGAGGUGUCACAAUUACAUUUUAUUUUUCUAGUUGUAUAUUAAUUUCUUUUUUUGUAGCCAUGCUUUCGAGUUUGUCCGUAGUUCUCUUACAUGUCUAUUUGCUUCUCAACGCGUCGUCGUAGCAUUUUUCAUACAUUGUAAAUGUUGUACAGGAUCUAGCUAAAAUUUGUAUUUACGUGUGCGCCACUGACUCAUUGAAACAUAGUAAAAAAACAAGGCCCUUUUAUACAGUUUUAUGAUGAAAAAAAGGAGUUCUGUCCUAGAGAUUAUAUACUUUGUGACGUGAAAGUGUAUAGCAACGUUAAUGACGCUGUCGUAGCUUCUGUAUUUACUUAGGAUGAGGUCCUGGACCGGUACUGCAACAACAACAGACUAGAAGCAUUUCAAUCAGGAAAUCAUUGCAAUUCUUGGUCUUCAAAACAGCCAACGACUUAAGAUGUCUCAAGGCCGAAUUCAGCAAAUCUUAGGACCUGUUUGAAUACUUACAAAAUGCACCCUUAAUAACUUUCUUGAAGUUAUCUAUUAUCCAAUCACGUAUCUAUCUGUUCGUGAUUGGAUAAGUGAAAGUUUGUUGACCAUCAUGCUUUCAUCAGUCUUGCUUGGAGAGGUCAGUGUUGUCUUCAAGGAAGGAAGGAGGGAAAUGUGCAUCUGGAAUGUUUUGUAACGGGGCCGUCAGUCUUUAGAUACAGAUAUAGUGAUGUGUUCACCUAACAAAUAUCACUGAUGUUAUUCUGCUUAUGUAGGUCAGACAGUGAGUCAAAUGAUGUUGAACAAACUUGAAAAUGUAAAUAAAAUGAAUUUGAUUUGGCAUGACCAAGAACUGAA
Messenger RNA from Esox lucius (northern pike), 5175 nucleotides. It is a transcript of the gene rab11fip4a, whose product is annotated as RAB11 family interacting protein 4 (class II) a. The transcript is spliced from 15 exons. The record is from RefSeq and is a predicted model, not a curated record. The coding region runs from base 8 to 1936 and encodes 642 amino acids. Gene Ontology annotation, cellular component: endocytic vesicle; cleavage furrow; recycling endosome membrane. Gene Ontology annotation, molecular function: calcium ion binding. NCBI's taxonomy places the organism in Eukaryota, Metazoa, Chordata, Actinopteri, Esociformes, Esocidae. Gene Ontology annotation, biological process: endocytic recycling; regulation of cytokinesis.